GCUAGCUCCCUCCCUCCCUCCCGAUUAUUCUUGAGAAAAGAGCAAAACAGAACAAUGGUGUCUGUGACGUCUCUAAGCUUUUCCUUGUUUCCAGUACUAUUUUUCCUUGUGCUCUCAGCUUCUUCCUCCUCCGCAGAUUCAUCUUUUUUAAUUCUUCAAGGAAAAUUCAUCCAAUGCCUCUCUCUUCAUUCAAAUAUUUCCAUACCAAUAGCCACCGCUUUUAUCACCCCAAACAAUUCUUCCUUUGCAAGUGUCCUUGAAUCCACUGCACAAAACCUCAGGUACUUGCUCCCUUCGGUGCCAAAGCCCAACUUCAUCUUCUUGCCGGUGCAUGAAUCCCACGUCCAAGCUGCGGUGAUCUGUUCCAAGGAGCUCCAAAUACAUCUCAGAGUCCGCAGCGGAGGCCACGACUACGAGGCCCUCUCUUAUGUCUCCCUAAUCGAGACGCCUUUCUUCAUUCUUGACCUGUCAAAGCUCAGAUCCAUAAAUGUCGAUAUAAAAGAUAAUAGCGCAUGGAUUCAGGCCGGUGCCACUAUCGGCGAAGUUUACUAUAGAAUUGCUGAGAAAAGCAACACCCGCGGCUUCCCGGCCGGCCUUUGCACAAGCUUAGGCGUGGGCGGGCACAUUACCGGAGGUGCAUACGGUUCCAUGAUGAGAAAAUACGGCCUUGGUGCUGACAAUGUCUUAGAUGCUCGGAUUGUUGAUGCUAAUGGCAGAAUUCUUGACCGGAAAGCCAUGGGGGAAGAUCUUUUUUGGGCUAUUAGAGGUGGGGGAGGAGCAAAUUUUGGAAUCAUUCUUUGGUGGAAGAUAAAUCUGGUUCCUGUUCCCCCAACCGUCACAGUUUUCACUGUUACUAAAACCUUAGAACAAGGCGCAACAAAGAUCCUCCACAAAUGGGAACAAGUUGCCAGUGAUCUUGAUGAGAAUCUGUUCAUCAGAGUCAUCAUUCAAUUGGCCAGUGCUGGUGGGAAAGGUGGAAGAACAGUGACAACUUCUUACAAUGCUCUGUUUCUUGGUGGUGCUGAUGCUCUGCUCCAAGUUAUGAAAAAAAGCUUCCCGGAGAUGGGCUUGACACGAAAAGAUUGUACAGAAAUGAGCUGGAUUAAAUCCGUGCUCUAUAUUGCUGGGUUCCCAAGUGGAACACCCCCAGAAGUUCUGCUACAAGGGAAGUCCACAUUCAAGAACCAUUUCAAAGCAAAAUCAGAUUUUGUGAAAGAAGCCAUACCAGAGACUGCGCUUGAGGAGCUCUGGAAAAGGUUACUGCUAGAAAAUAGCCCUUUGCUGAUAUGGACUCCAUAUGGGGGAAUGAUGAGCAAGAUUUCAGAGUCGGCAAUUCCUUUUCCUCACAGAAACGGAACCUUGUUCAAAAUCCAGUACCUUUCCUUGUGGCAGGAUCCUAAGGAGAAGGCAAUGCCGCAUAUGGAGUGGAUUCGGAGGCUUUACAAUUACAUGGCUCCUUAUGUUUCCACGCUUCCAAGGCGUGCAUAUGUGAAUUACAAGGAUCUCGAUUUGGGGGUGAACCUGGACAAGGAGGGCAGCUUCACAGAGGCAACUGCUUGGGGGAGCAAGUACUUCAAGGACAACUUCAACAGAUUGGUAAGAGUGAAGACCAAAGCUGAUCCAGAUAACUUCUUCAGGCAUGAACAGAGCAUCCCACCUCUUCCACACGUACUGUGAAAAGGCUACAUCUUCAUAUUAAUAAAAUUGAAGAAUAACCAUACAUAACUGGGUGGCGGGUGGUGCCAGACCAUCUUUAUUGUGCUUUAAAUGGAAGUUAAGAGUCGCAAUGCUGAAAAGAAAAUUACAAAAUUAGUCUUUAUUUGUAAUUAGAAGAGCAUAUUAUGGUUAAUAUAUUAUAUGGGUAUUUUGGUCUU
Molecule: messenger RNA, 1874 nt
Organism: Corylus avellana
Lineage: Eukaryota; Viridiplantae; Streptophyta; Magnoliopsida; Fagales; Betulaceae
Product: monolignol oxidoreductase AtBBE-like 15
Molecular function (GO): oxidoreductase activity; FAD binding
Source: RefSeq, a predicted model, not a curated record